UGUACUGCAACUUGUACAUCAAAAAAGUUAUCAGUCAUUACUUUAAAAAAAAUCGUAACUCAUACUUUUCCUGCAAACCUACCACAUAAAUUUACAGUUUUUACCACAUAAAUUUUACUGCAAAUCACAUCAAAUUACAAUACAUACUGCAAAUCAACCUUAAUACUGUAUGUCACCAGUCGGAGCCAUUAGCACCUACUAGAGAGAUUUAAGGGGGAAGAAAGAGAUUAUGAAACACUAAAACUAAAAGAAAUCUACCGCACGCCUACAAGUAAUAAAAUGGAUAUGUGUUAUUACAUUACAAUUUAUAGGUUACAGAACUUGUGACUCCUCUUUCAUUUUCUUGACAACAAACACAAAUCAAAUUCUAAAAAGAAAACUAAGAGAGUGAUAUCCAAUUUAAUCAAAUAUACGUUUUAGCUCUAUAACUGAUUUAUUUAACUCAACUAUAUUCUAUCUUAAAAUGAAAACUGAAAUAAUGAAAAAAUAAAUAUAUUUUUUUCAUUUAUGAAGUAUUCCCAUUUUUUCACUUUGGUAUAAAGUAAAAAAUAGAGUAUGGUUUGAGCAUUUCUUUCUUCAAACUGUAUGUUGAAGUGAAAUACAUAGAGUGGAGUUAGAAAUGUUAUGGACAUUUAUACAACCUAAACCUAUGAAAAUUUCUCAUUUUAAUCUAUUAAAAACGAUUUACCAAAAAAAACUAUUGAAAACAAUUUAUAAUCUGAAAAUGUCAAACUACAUACAUAGUUCCAAGCCAAGUAAUUUGAGUGCAUAAUUUAAAUGAUUUCAAAAAUCAAUAAUAAAAGAAGUAUUAAUGGCGCUGGGGAUAGAGGAGACAGGACACACAACAUGGAAUGUGAACUGGUUCUAGGAGAAUGGGUACUUCUUUUUAUAGAAAUGGUUUUCUCUUUUGCAGGCAGAAGAGUAUCGAAUCUCUAGAGAGUGAAGAAGAGUCUAUAAAAGCCAAAGAUUCUCUCGAAGAUCAAUAAGAUUUUCUUUUCUCCUUCUGCUAUUUUCCCUCUUUUAAUCCACACUACUUGCUCCUACUACUACCCUUGUGAUUGUGAUUUUAUUGCGGUUCAUUAAUCCUAUGUGCUGUGCGCGUGGGUAUAUAACAUAACACACUCCACGCGCUCUUCCUCUAUUACAAUAUUUAAUGCUCUCUCACCCACUUUCUUCUACAAAACUUACAUUUGGUGGUGAGGAACAGAGCGAGAAACAGACACAGAGAAGAGAUAGAGAGAGAGAGAAUCUGACCUCGUUUCCUUCUUGUGCGAGGGAAAUUUAAUUGUUUUCUACUUUGAAUUCUCUCAUUUACUCACCAAGAGAAGAGAGACAGAGAGGUUAAUAUACUAUCAAGACCCUCCUUGACUCUCUCUCAAGAUUUUCAAAACUAGAAAGAGAAAGAGAGAGAGACGAUGUUUGCUGCGGAGAACGGUCUGAAAGGAGAUCCAAGGCUCGAAGCUAUAUCAGCAGCCAUUAGAGUAGUUCCUAAUUUCCCCAAGAAAGGGAUUAUGUUUCAGGACAUAACUACGUUGUUACUUGAUCACAAGGCGUUUAAACAUACAAUUGAUAUCUUCGUAGAUCGUUACAAAGACAUGCAAAUCUCUGUUGUUGCUGGAGUUGAAGCAAGAGGUUUCAUGUUUGGUCCAUCCAUUGCCUUAGCCAUAGGCGCUAAGUUUGUCCCUUUGCGUAAACCAGGCAAAUUACCUGGUAAUUUCACAUUUUCACUUCAUUCUUUGUGUUUCUUUGUUGUUGAUGAUGAAAAUGGUAAAACUGUAACUAUAGGGAAAGUGAUAUCUGAGUCUUAUGAGCUUGAGUAUGGACAUGACCGUUUAGAGAUGCACGUUGAUGCGGUUAAGCCACUAGAACGCGUCAUUAUAAUCGAUGAUCUUGUAGCUACCGGUGGUACACUCUCAGCUGCCAUUAGCCUUAUGGAGAGCCAGGGAGCUGAAGUUGUGGAAUGUGCUUGUGUUAUUGGCUUGCCUGAAGUCAAGGGGCAACACAAGCUGAAAGGGAAGCCGCUCUAUGUGCUGGUGGAGCCUAGUGGAUUAGAUGAAUUUUGUUAGGAUACAACCCGGUUAAUUCCGGUUUGUUUGUUUUUUUCCUGCAGUUCUUUAAAAGUUUUAAGGUCUUUCUAUUUUAGUUUUUUUUUUGUGUCAUUAGAUUUUUGAAUUUUGCUGUUUUGUGUUUAUCGGACGCAGUGGGGGUUAGGACAAUGUGUACUUUCCACUGGCAGUGCCAAGAAACUGAAACGUCUUUACAUUGCUGAUGUUGUUGAACCGGUUUAUGUUUGGUUGGAUUUCUGAUGGAACACUAACCUUUAUAUUAA
Brassica rapa (field mustard) is the source of this 2329-nucleotide messenger RNA. Its product is annotated as adenine phosphoribosyltransferase 5. Gene Ontology annotation, molecular function: adenine phosphoribosyltransferase activity. Gene Ontology annotation, cellular component: cytoplasm; cytosol. Gene Ontology annotation, biological process: adenine salvage. NCBI's taxonomy places the organism in Eukaryota, Viridiplantae, Streptophyta, Magnoliopsida, Brassicales, Brassicaceae. The record is from RefSeq and is a predicted model, not a curated record.